Molecule: messenger RNA, 1341 nt
Organism: Octodon degus (degu)
Lineage: Eukaryota; Metazoa; Chordata; Mammalia; Rodentia; Octodontidae
Gene: Gpr82
Product: G protein-coupled receptor 82
Exons: 3
Coding region: 240-1250 (336 amino acids)
Biological process (GO): G protein-coupled receptor signaling pathway
Cellular component (GO): membrane
Molecular function (GO): G protein-coupled receptor activity
Source: RefSeq, a predicted model, not a curated record
AGCUGGCAUCAUACAAGAAUCCAUUUAUGUUGACUAAGGACACUGGAAGACUGACGAUCAGAGAAUUUUCAGUCUGAAACUUGCAUCCCUACUUUGAACAAUAGAACCUUAAUUGGCAUAAGCUGCUCAUACAGACAAAAAGCAUUAUCUAUCACAAUAAGCACAUUUUUACUUGUAUCACAACUGGACAUUGUGACUCGAAAAGCUCCUGUGACAAAAUUCAAGAAGAUCUUAUAUAAAUGAGUAACAACUCAACAUGCCUUCAACCAUCCAUGAUCACUUCCAGAGCUUUACCAGUCACUUACACCAUUCUUUGUAUUUUUGGUCUCUUUGGAAACUCACUCUCUCAGUGGGUAUUUCUGACAAAAAUAGGUAAGAAAACAUCCACACACAUCUACUUGGCACAUCUUGUGACUGCAAACUUACUUGUGUGCAGUGCCAUGCCCUUCAUGGGUAUCUAUUUCCUGAAAGGUUUCCAAUGGGAAUAUCAAUCUGCAGAAUGCAGGGUGGUCAAUUUUCUGGGAACUUUAUCAAUGCAUGUAAGUAUGUUUGUCAGCCUCUUAAUUUUAAGUUGGAUUGCUGUGAGCCGCUAUGCUACUUUAAUGAAAAAGGAUUCCACCCAAGAGACAACUUCAUGCUAUGAGAAAAUAUUUUAUGGCCACUUAUUAAAAAAAUUUCGCCAGCCCACCUUUGCUAGAAAACUGUGCAUUUACAUAUGGGGCAUUGUACUGGGCAUAAUUAUUCCCAUUAUCAUAUACUACUCAGUUGUAGAGGCCACAGAAGGAGGAGAAAUCUGGUGCUACAAUCGGAAGAUGGAACUGGGAGCCAUGAUCUCUCAGAUUGCAGGUCUCAUUGGAACCAUGUUCAUUGGAUUUUCAUUUUUAGUAGUGCUAACUUCGUACUACUCUUUUGUCAGACAUCUGAGAAACAUAAGGGCCUGUACAUCCAUUAUGGAGAAAGACUUGACUUACAAUUCUGUGAGAAGACAUCUUUUGGUCAUCCAGAUUGUACUAGUAGUUUGCUUUCUUCCCUACAGUAUUUUUAAACCUAUUUUUUAUAUUCUGCAUCAAAGCAAGGACUGUCUGCAAUUGAAUUAUUUAAUAGAAACAAAAAAUAUCCUCACUUGUCUUGCUUCAGCCAGAAGUAGCACGGACCCCAUUAUAUUUCUUCUCUUAGAUAAAACAUUCAAGAAGACACUAUGUAAUCUUUUUACAAAAUCUAAUUCACCACAUAUACAACCACAUGAUUGACUUCCAGAUGGAAAAACACCACAGAAUAGAAAAAUGUUCAUGUGGCUAUUAGGGACAUUAAAGAAAAUAAUUUACAUGCCAUAUCUUGGUU